This is a messenger RNA of Penicillium riverlandense, 231 nucleotides long. Its product is annotated as putative mannosylphosphate transferase (Mnn4). Bases 1 to 231 code for a protein of 76 amino acids. The transcript has a single exon. NCBI's taxonomy places the organism in Eukaryota, Fungi, Ascomycota, Eurotiomycetes, Eurotiales, Aspergillaceae. The record is from RefSeq and is a predicted model, not a curated record.
AUGCUGCGCCUAAAGUACAGGUUCAAUGCCUCAGCGGAAUACAAAUACAUCCACGAGCCCGGCAGCGACAAUAUCCUGGGCCACUAUGACAUGCGGUCCUUCUGUGAACUAGUCGAGGAUGCCCAGCGCGCGGACUCACUGACGUAUAUGAUGCGGGCGUAUCUCAGUUUCUUUGAUAAGAAUGGUCUGGAGAUGUGGAUUGCGCAUGGGACGUUGCUUGGGUGGCAGUGA